Molecule: messenger RNA, 581 nt
Organism: Aphidius gifuensis
Lineage: Eukaryota; Metazoa; Arthropoda; Insecta; Hymenoptera; Braconidae
Product: protein anon-73B1
Exons: 2
Coding region: 307-573 (88 amino acids)
Cellular component (GO): membrane
Source: RefSeq, a predicted model, not a curated record
GGUGCUAUCUACAGACUGCUACAGACUACAGUGUAUAUAGAUAACAAUAUAGAUCCUACAUCUCUGUUUUGUAUUGUCAUUUGUCAGGCAGUUCCAUAGGCACUCUGUGCCUUUACUUAAACAAACAGUCCUUAUUUUGUUCAUUUGUUCUAUCUGUUCACAAAAAAUUGAACAUAUUGAUGUUUGUCUUUGAAAAUUGUGCUUCAAAAGCACAUUAUAUGGUUAUUCUUUAACCGAAAUUUUUUUUGUUUUUUUUUGUUGGUUGUGUCAAAUAAAUGAAAAACAGGUUAUACAUGACAGAAAGGUAUGGAAAACGAACACAUAAAAAGACUUCUUUUACCCGACGAGGAAACACUGUUUGAAUUGAUCAUCAGAUAUGGUCUGUAUGUCGGUGCUGUCUUUCAAAUUAUUUGCAUAUUAACUGUUGCAAUUUAUCACAACUGGCCAGGUGAUGGAUUUUCAUCUUUCAAGGAAGAUACGACAAGUGAAGUUGAUUGCUCUGAGAGUAGUCCCCAGGUAACACCGAGAAAACCACAUCGUAAUCGUAAACAAGAAAAAAAAAAAAGACGUUAAAAUUGAAA